Molecule: messenger RNA, 172 nt
Organism: Staurois parvus
Lineage: Eukaryota; Metazoa; Chordata; Amphibia; Anura; Ranidae
Source: the annotation of a GenBank genome assembly
UGCCCCAUCAUUGGUGUCAGGGAAAGGAAUAGUGCCCCAUCAUUGGUGUCAGUGGGAAGAAAAGUUCCAUACCAUAGGUGUCAGUGUGGGAGGAGAAUAGUGCCCCAUCAUUGGUGUCAGUGGGAGGAAUAGUGCUCCAUCAUUGGUGUCAUUGGUAGGAAUUGUGCCCUAU